AUGACAUUUAAGAAUUCUAUUUUUUGUGUUAUCUUUACAUCAGUUGAAAAUGAAGUUUAUUUAUCUAAUAAAGUUAUUUUAGUUCAAACAGCUAUGGAUGCAUUUGGAACAACAGGUCGCAUCUUCCCAUAUAAAUACGAGUUCACAGAAACUCCAGACCGAGAUUACACAACAUCACCAAGUGGUUUUAGUCCAGUUUUGUUAUCAGAAACUAGUUACAAAAACAUUUAUUUGCCCGAACACAGAGAAUUGAUGCGUAAACAGAUCUCAUCAGGUAAGGUUGAAAUGUUUUUCAUUGUUAAAUACGAGACAUUGAAAUGGUACUUGUCUAAAGGCUCCAUGUAUGGUGAUGAAUUGCGUGGUGUCUGUGUUAACAUUCCAGAUUAUUUAGUUAAAUCUAAAUAUUCACCACAAAAUAUGAUUCAUUUUACAAAUGUUUUCGAAGAUAAAUUCAAGAAACUCACAUAUGAAACAGGUGAAGAUAUUACAACAUUCUAUGAAGCCGUUAAAGAUGUUCUUAAAGCAUGGAGAAUAGAAAACUAA
Messenger RNA from Trichomonas vaginalis G3, 543 nucleotides. RefSeq lists its product as uncharacterized. The coding region runs from base 1 to 543 and encodes 180 amino acids. The transcript has a single exon. NCBI's taxonomy places the organism in Eukaryota, Parabasalia, Trichomonadida, Trichomonadidae. The record is from RefSeq and is a predicted model, not a curated record.